UACACAAUGGCACCGGCAUACAAGCUGACAUACUUCCCGGUGAAAGCUUUGGCCGAACCGAUCCGCCUAUUAAUGAGCUACGGAAAGCUCGAAUUUGAAGAUUUCCGCUUUGAUAGGGAUGACUGGCCCCAAAUUAAACCGACAAUGCCGUUCGGUCAGGUUCCGGUGCUGGAAUUUAAGGGCGUCGAAGCACACCAAAGUAUCGCCAUUUGUCGUUACCUGGCGAAACAGGUAAAACUGACGGGGGCCAACGACAUCGAGGACUUGGAAAUCGAUGCGGUGGUUGAUACCGUAAUGGAUUUGAAAGCAAAAAUUGCCGAGUAGUUCUACGAAACAGGUGCGGCGGUUAAAGAAGAACGUAGAAAGCAGCUUUUCGAGGAGACUCUCCCGUUCUAUAUGAAACGCAUGGAGUCAUUCACUAAGAAGAACAAGGGCCACCUUGCGGCGGGAAAGCUAACGUGGGCCGAUCUGCACUUUGUUGGCAUUAUGGAUUACUUAAACUUUAUGAUCGAAAGGGAUCUGAUAGCGGACUACUCAGGCCUUAAGGCCAUGCAGAAAACUGUUUUGAAUCUUCCUGGAAUUAAGGAAUGGGUGGCUAAACGUCCCGUCACAGAAUUUUAAUUAUACCAAAAAUGAAAUAAAGCUAUUGUGGAUGUGCUUGUAAACAACCAGUUAUUGUUAAAAUUAAACAACUGUUGCGUC
Molecule: messenger RNA, 702 nt
Organism: Photinus pyralis (common eastern firefly)
Lineage: Eukaryota; Metazoa; Arthropoda; Insecta; Coleoptera; Lampyridae
Product: glutathione S-transferase-like
Exons: 3
Biological process (GO): glutathione metabolic process
Molecular function (GO): glutathione transferase activity
Source: RefSeq, a predicted model, not a curated record